Molecule: messenger RNA, 594 nt
Organism: Eimeria acervulina
Lineage: Eukaryota; Apicomplexa; Conoidasida; Eucoccidiorida; Eimeriidae
Product: SPFH domain / Band 7 family domain-containing protein, putative
Exons: 5
Coding region: 1-594 (197 amino acids)
Cellular component (GO): membrane
Source: RefSeq, a predicted model, not a curated record
AUGCGAUCCGAACUGGGGAAGCUAACUCUGGACAGCACAUUCCUCGAGCGGAAUGCCCUUAACAAGACAAUUGUAGAAGCGAUAAACACAGCAGCAGGGCCGUGGGGCUUGACAUGCCUCCGUUAUGAAAUUCGUGACAUUCUCCUGCCAACGAACAUCAGAAGUGCGAUGGAGCGACAGGCCGAGGCGGAGAGGCUGAAAAGGGCUGAAGUGCUGCGCAGCGAAGGAGAGAGGGCACGGCUUGUGAACAUCGCAUUGGGACAGAAGGAAGCCACAAUUUUAAAUGCUGAGGGGCAGGCAGAGGCCGUAAGGCAGCGGGCAGCGGCGGCGGCAGAAAGUGUUCGAAAGAUAGCCGACACAACCAACAUUCCAGGUGGAAUGCACGCGCUGAGUUUGCAGCUUGCUGAGAAUUAUGUCGCUGCCUUCGGCAGACUGGCGGAAGGCAGCAAUACCCUUAUUGUCCCCGCGGACGCUGCCAACGCCUCCCGAUUGCUUGGCCAGGCUUUGGGGGUCUUCAGGGCUGUCGACAAAAGCUUGGCAGAGGCUCCGCCAAAUUCGCCUUCGAGCGGAAAUUCCGUGGCGGCCAGCUCUUGA